AUGGAUUCAAUCUUUGCACAAAUCGCCAAGGAGGGCGUGAAGUUCGCCCCUGGCGACGAAGAGAUCUGGCGGGAGCUCUAUGAGCCCAUCUACGAUCACGCACAGGGCAUUACGGUCAUCAGCGACCAACGAUAUGGUCCAGCCACUCGCAAUCUUCUAGACAUCUACGUGCCACCAUCAGCCUCGCCAAAACCAAAGUCUGGCAGGCCAGUCUUGUUCUAUGUUCAUGGAGGCGGUUUCAUCUCCGGGGAUAAAGCGUGGAGCAAGAACGUCUACGCCAACAUCGGGCACCUCUUCGCUUCCCAAGGCAUCAUUACUGUUUGUGUCAAUCAUCAAUUUGUGCCUGAUGUCCAGUACCCCGGCGGCGCUGUCGAUAUGCAAUUGGCACGUGAGUGGGUGUUUCAGAACAUUGGCUCAGCAGCAUUUGGAUCAGGGGACAUCGACAAAGUCUUUUUGUUUGGGCACUCCUCAGGCGGCGCACAUAUUGCCAUGAACCUGUACGCCGCUGGCGACAAGGACCGUUACGACGAGCUAUCGAGGCGCCGUAGUGGAGAUCCGGCAGCGCUAUGGCCUCCGGUCGCUGGCGUGAUCUAUUUGGAUUGCCCGUUCUGGAUGGACAGUCGCAAGCCCGGCCGGCAGUACAGUCUUGGCCACUACUAUGGGUCUUUUCAAGACGAAGUGUGGUACCCAAAGUCGCCUUUAGGACUCUUUGAGCAGCUUCCAGAGUCGAGUCCGGCACUCAACAGUCAGUGCUUACCGACAUUCCUAGGGACAGUCGAGUGGGAGGUACCCGAAACGAGCGAAGCGACCAUGCGUUUCUUUGAGGCAUAUCGGAAGAAGAGCCAACCCCCAGGAUCACUGCCAUUGAUGCGUGUGUUUCGGAAGCAUAAUCAUCUCUCAGUGGUUCUCAGCAUCGGUACUGCGGACACAAGCGUCACUGAUGCUUUGUUGGAGUUCAUCCGAGAGACUAUUGGCGGCCGUCACGGCGGGUUGCAGACUGUUCAGUCGUAG
Molecule: messenger RNA, 1011 nt
Organism: Cyphellophora attinorum
Lineage: Eukaryota; Fungi; Ascomycota; Eurotiomycetes; Chaetothyriales; Cyphellophoraceae
Exons: 2
Coding region: 1-1011 (336 amino acids)
Molecular function (GO): hydrolase activity
Source: RefSeq, a predicted model, not a curated record